AUGAACACCUUCAAGACAAAACAGACUUAGUGUACAGUGAUAGUCGGAAACAUGGGCUCAAGGGAAACAAUUUGAACCAAUGUGUAUUAGUCCAAUCUAUGUGUAUGGCUAUAAAUUUUAGUUGAGGAAGUUCUACAGUAAGCUCAAAGUUUAUUCGUUAAUGAACAAGAACGUUCUACUUGACAAGAAGAGAACAUAAUGAGGAAUAGCCGCCAUUUGAAGGUCAUCACUUCUCAAAUUGAAAAUUUGGAAGAUUUAAAAAGCCAACUGGAAACGAUUGGAACCCAUGUCUUAACAGUGAUUGAAAAAGCUGAGCUAUGGAUUGAAGAGAAAGAAAAUGAUUUCACUUUUUUAGAAAUGAGCCAAUUCCUGACGAACGAAACGUCAAAGUUUAUCAUGAAGUGUCAUAACAUCGCAAGUGACAAUAAUGAAUCAGCUAAAGCAAUGUCUACAAGCAGGCUUUCAGUGGAGACUUCUCUAUCUGGGUCAUGCACCACUAACCGAGAUGAAAAAGAAUUUGAAAUGUUAAAAGAAAGACUUGAGAAAAUGGAGAAAACUAUAUCGACUCACUCCAGAAAAUAUAAAACUGUAAAUCAGAAAUUGAAAGAUCUGGAGAACUAUAGCGAAACAAUACAUAGUCAAACAGAACAGAAUGAUUGGAUAAUGCAGGAACUCAACUCUGCUAGCGAAUUUAUGACACAGAUCCAGUCUGAGAAUGAACUGUUGACUGAGAGAAUCACCAGCCAUGAACACAGUGUGUCCAAGUUGAAUGGUGUGUCAGAGAGUUGGCAGCUGAAACAGAAACGUCUAGAAGAACAAAUUGAACAGCUCCAGAAGACAAUACAGACCAAUGAAAAGUCAAACAGUAUGAAAGUUGAAGAACUUGGAAAAGAGGUUCAUGUUACUAAUCUUGCCAUAAAUUCUUCAAAUAAAAAGUUUAUUGUUUUACAAGACAAUGUUACAGCUUUAGGCGUCAAGGUAGGUGAUGUCUCCUUGGAAAUGCAAACUUUAUGCAAAAAGGUUGAAGAAAUAGCAUCUAAAGUUUACCAAUUCAAAGAGAAAAGUCUGGCACAGAGCAGUAAUACAGCUACAGACAAACCAUUGGAUUAUUGCCAAUUACAAGAUGUUUUGAAUCAAGUUGUCCUAUUAAUGGAAAACACUAAAGAUUAUCCGUCAAUGUAUGUUGUCUUUAGCGCGCAUGUUGACCUGAAAACAACGGAGUGGACUUUGAAGAAAAACAUGAUAGUCAACUGUUUCAGAGCUGUCUCGUACAGCCUGGGUGGCUACGACCCCAAGACAGGAAUUUUCACAGCGUCCUGCUAUGGUAUUCAUAGAUUUCGUGUGUCCAUUUGCACCAGCACUGACCAGCAUAUCCAGUUAGGUCUUUUCAAAGAGGAUAUUAAUCAGACCUAUCAGACAGGGUAUCAGUAUUACCCACAAGUAGGCAAAAUACCCCCACCUCAAAGAAAAUCAUCGAAUAGCAGAAACAGAAAACCUCACCAAAUGUCAAAAAGUUUUGGUCAAUGUGACCCUGAAGACGUUGGUGAGUUUGACGACGAUUUUAUUAUUAGUGGAAAUUUGGAUCAAAGCCAAUGUAGUGACGAGACGUUGGUGGCGACAUCUUUGGACCAGGUGGAGAAAACCGAGAGAAUGAGUCGUAUCUUGUGUAAUGUGCAACUUAACCAAGGAGACAAGCUGUAUGUUAAAUCUCUAACUACUUGUCCGAAUCUGCAAUUAAAUUCUUAUUCUCAAUUCAAAUGUUCUUUUCUCGUUUAAAUAUGAUGAACGAACUUUGGUUAAUUUCCGUAAAAAUAUGGAAAACAAUGGACACAUUCAUAAAAUCUAGAUCGAGAAAUAUUUUUUUGCAUCUAUUUUUAACUGUGCCUGUCUGUCUGGUAAAAGGUUCGAGCAAUCUCGGAUCAAGUUGAAAUUUUACAGGGCAGAAUUUAAGCAGGUGAAGACCUUGGAGGCCCUAAUAUGCGUUGGAAGUAUUAAAUAAAAUUUCUUUAACUUAUGCUAAGGCAAUGACAUUAUAAUGCUUGUAUAUUUAAUCUCAUUUUCCUUUUUUUUACAUUUAUUUUACAUAUUUUUAGAUGUUUUUUUUAGCUUCUUAACUAGAGGAGGUCUUUAUUUAAGGUGAGGACCUUUGAGAUUGCACCGUAUUUACCUGCUAUAAAUCUGAUUUUUUAGGGCCGACCUUGGAUAACUGGAAGCCCAACGCGAAUGGAAUUUUGUGUCCUCAAAUGAAAUAGAAAAGCAAAAGCUAGAUAAAGAAAAACAAAUACGCAAUUUAUUAAAAACUAAGUGUACUCCAACAAUAACAUUGAGGACAAGUUCCGAUAUUUCUUAUCCAACAAAAAAAUUUCCUGUGAGCGGCCUCCACCAAUCGGAUAUCUUAAA
Molecule: messenger RNA, 2400 nt
Organism: Biomphalaria glabrata
Lineage: Eukaryota; Metazoa; Mollusca; Gastropoda; Planorbidae
Exons: 10
Coding region: 199-1776 (525 amino acids)
Molecular function (GO): protein binding
Source: RefSeq, a predicted model, not a curated record